This is a messenger RNA of Elephantulus edwardii (Cape elephant shrew), 690 nucleotides long. It is a transcript of the gene BTG4, whose product is annotated as B-cell translocation gene 4. Gene Ontology annotation, cellular component: cytoplasm; nucleus. The record is from RefSeq and is a predicted model, not a curated record. The transcript has 4 exons. The coding region runs from base 1 to 690 and encodes 229 amino acids. Gene Ontology annotation, biological process: negative regulation of mitotic cell cycle; negative regulation of cell population proliferation. Lineage: Eukaryota; Metazoa; Chordata; Mammalia; Macroscelidea; Macroscelididae.
AUGAGAGAUGAAAUUGCAACAGCCGUUUUCUUUAUCACAAGACUGGUGAAAAAGCAUGAUAAGCUGAAUAAACAGCAAAUGGAAGACUUUUCAGAAAAAUUGAUGACAAUCUUAUUUCAAACAUACAGAAGCCAUUGGCACUCUGAUUGCCCUUCUAAAGGACAAGCCUUCAGGUGUAUCAGGAUAAAUAAUUGCCAGACUAAAGAUCCCAUUUUAGAAAGGGCUUGUGCCGAAAGCAACGUGGAUUUUUCUCACCUGGGACUUCCAAAGGAGAUGACCAUAUGGGUAGAUCCCUUUGAAGUGUGCUGUAGGUAUGGCGAGAGAAAUAAUCCAUUUACAAUUGCUUCUUUUAAAAGCCGAUCGGAGGGAAGGGAACUAUCUCAACGAAUCAAUCACGCUGUUAAUAGAGCCACAUUAGAGUAUUCAUCUGGUGCUUCUUCUGAUGAAGAGAAUUGUAGCAAAGAACCUCAGUUAAUUCCUAAGGUCAGCAAUCCAAACAGUGUUUAUCAGGCUGAAAACCUGAGACAACCCUUUCAAUCUUGGUUCCAUGUCUCCCACAAAAAGAAUAUGGUCGAUGGCCGUGUGGGCUUCCUUGGGAAUCCUUGCUAUGCUGCGCAUAAAGGUUAUAGGACGACUGCUAUGUUGGUAGGACAGAGAGUGGACAGGUAUCACUGGGUCAAUAAAAAAUAA